GAGCUAACACAGUGCGUGACUGUAACGCCACGUCUACACAGGUGAGCCCGGCAGCCUUGUGGAACAUUACAGGGCGUGUCUCGAGAUAUUUAUAACUUAACUGCAGGUGAAGUCAAAUUCAUUUCGUUGUUCGUCUCCGCGGGUUGAGCUGCUCACACCGCGUCUCCUGAACAGAACACACCUCGUCAAUGGUAAUAAACAUCUCACGAUAUUAUUAAGAUAAAUAGUUUUGUUGAAAUAUAUUUUCUGAGCCACACGAAGAAACUACUUUGGAUGCAUCCUCGGGUAAUGUCAAGUGCAGCUACCUCUGAGAACAUGGACCGUGAGUUGAUCUGCUCCAUCUGCCUGGACACGUUUGACUGCCCCUCCACGUUGAGCUGCGGCCACUCGUUCUGCCUCCAUUGCUUGGAGGACGCCUGGAAGGAGACAGACUCCUACUGCUGCCCGCAGUGCCGCAAGACCUUCCCUCGACGACCCCAGCUGACCAGGAACGUGACAAUCGCCAACCUCAUAGAGCAGCUGCGAGUGACUGAGACCAUGGCUGCUAUUGCUGCUGAUAGUGUUGUUUUCUGUGACAACUGCCCAAAAGGCAAGACGCUUGCAGUGAAGACCUGCCUCAGGUGUGAGACGUCCUUUUGCAGGGAACACCUCGUGCCUCACCUGGAAAAUACGAAGUUUAAAGAUCACGUCCUGGUUUCACCAGACGUGAACCCUGAAGAACGCAAGUGCAAGAGGCACAACGAGGAGCUCAAGUUAUACUGCAAGCAAGACCUCAGCCUCGUUUGCAGGGAUUGCACCAUCGCAGGAGACCACGCGGGUCAUAAGUUCAUCACACUGGAGGAUGAGCAUCAGAUACGGAAGAAUGGAGUCGGAGCAGAGACGCGAGCGGUGGAGGAGAAGAUGAAGAAGGCAGAGACGUCCGUGGGACGGAUGAAGGCCACUCGCAAGGCCGUGCAGGAUUUCAUGGUCCAGACCAAGGCUCGCAUCUCAGGCGAGUUCACCCGUAUGAGGGCGACGCUGGAUGAAGACGAGAAGGCAGCUCUGGAUCGCGUGGACGUGAAGGGGCGUGAGCUGCUGUCCCAGAUCAAGGAGAACAUCGCUCAUUACAAACGUGAGAUCAGCGACCUCCAGGCAGCAGCCACGCGCCUGCGCGCUCUGCAGGAGGAGAGGGACUCGCUCACGUUCCUGCAGACGGACGCUCACCGACUCUGGACCCAAAAUCGGCCUACAACAACCUCCAGAUUUCCUCGGAUCUCAGGACGAUGACGCGGACGGCUGUCUCCCAGGGUCGACCCGACCACCCACAACGCUUUGAUGUCUUCUACCAAGCCCUGUGCUCGGAGAGCUUCGCGUCGGGUCAGCACUACUGGGAGGUGGACGUGGGGGGUGUGGCGGGGAUCUGUGAGGUUGGAGUUGCAUACGGGACGAUCGCACGGA
Lethenteron reissneri (Far Eastern brook lamprey) is the source of this 1437-nucleotide messenger RNA. RefSeq names its product E3 ubiquitin/ISG15 ligase TRIM25-like. The record is from RefSeq and is a predicted model, not a curated record. Gene Ontology annotation, molecular function: zinc ion binding. NCBI's taxonomy places the organism in Eukaryota, Metazoa, Chordata, Hyperoartia, Petromyzontiformes, Petromyzontidae.